AUGGGGGUAUUGGAACCUCAAACAUCGAAACAACCAACAGCCCGGACGGGUACAUCAAGCCCGAGACUCCUCUUGUCACAUUCCUUCCUUCGACGCUUUAACUAUUUUAUAUCGUCACCAUUCAACCCCAAAAGACAACCACAACUAUCACGCCCAACUCUUUCCAAGGCCACAAUGACCUCCUCAACCCUCCCUCCUCCCUCCGACCCGGAGAAGAUGAAUCACCAACCCCACAACAUCCAACCAGCCCCAACAAUAUCCAACACCGACCACAACCAUGACCCCGAAAAACCUACUGCCUUCCCGAUCGAAGGAGAGCCUAAACAAACCCCGACCAAAGAUGAUGCCAACAGCGGCACAGACAAAACCCCAUCCGAAUCACCCUCACCCCAGCAACAACCCGACCACGACGCCAACAAAACAACCUGGAACGCCUCCCGCACCUCCAUCGUCCGCUUCCUCCUAAUCUGCUACUCCUUCAUCCUAAUGGGCAUGUCCGAUGGCGCCAUCGGCGCCCUGAUCCCCUACCUGGAGACCUACUACUCCAUCUCCUACACCGUCGUCUCCUUGGUCUUCCUGUCGCCCUUCAUCGGCUACUUGCUGGCUGCUUUAUUCAACAACCUCAUCCACCACCACUUCGGCCAACGAGGCGUUGCCAUCUUGGGCCCUCUUUGUCGAUUGAUUGGGUUCAUACCCAUGGCCUGUCACCCACCUUAUCCCGCGCUGCCGGUGGUGAUGUUAUUCACUGGCUUUGGAAACGGGAUCGAGGACUCGGCGUGGAACGCGUGGGUGGGAAACAUGAAAAAGGCUAAUGAGUUGUUGGGCAUUAUCCACGGGUGUUAUGGGCUGGGAGCAACGAUUGGGCCGUUGAUUGCCACGAGCAUGGUGACGAAGGGCGGGCUGGAGUGGUACACGUUUUAUUAUGUGUUGGUCGGGGUGAAUGGUGUUGAGCUGCUGGCGAUGACGGCGGCGUUUUGGACGGCGACUAAGGAGGUUUAUCGGGCGGGGAUUGCGGAGUCCGAGUCGGAGGAUGUUGCUGAUGAUGUCGAUGAAGAAGGUGCUGCUGGUGGAGGAAACGAGGGGGGCAAUAAGCGGACGACAACUCGCACCGUCAUGCGUGAUCCUAUCCCUUGGAUUGUCGCCAUGUUCUUGCUGGGUUACGUCGGCGCCGAGGUCUCGCUGGGCGGGUGGAUCGUGACGUUCAUGCUCAAGGUGCGGCAUGCGGAACCCUUCAAUGCUGGGCUGACUGUCACCUUCUUCUGGCUGGGACUUACGGUGGGCGAGUGUUGCUGGGCUUUGUCACGGGUCGUAUCGGAGAGAAACUCGCUAUCACGGGGUAUCUCCUGCUGUGCAUCGCGCUACAGCUGCUGUACUGGCUGGUGCCGAGCUUCGUUGCCUCGGCCAUCUUUGUGUCAUUCCUGGGUUUCUUCCUCGGUCCGCUGUUCCCUGCGGCUAUCGUGGCGGCUACGAAGCUGCUGCCACCCGGUUAUCAUGUGUCGGCGAUCGGGUUUGCUGCGGCCUUUGGCGGCGGUGGUGCGGCCAUCUUCCCGUUUGCGGUCGGCGCUAUUGCCCAAAAGAAGGGCGUGUCGGUCUUGCAGCCUAUUGUGUUGGCCAUAUUGGUGUUUAUCUUGCUGA
Molecule: messenger RNA, 1635 nt
Organism: Sordaria macrospora k-hell
Lineage: Eukaryota; Fungi; Ascomycota; Sordariomycetes; Sordariales; Sordariaceae
Biological process (GO): transmembrane transport
Cellular component (GO): membrane
Molecular function (GO): transmembrane transporter activity
Source: RefSeq, a predicted model, not a curated record